CCAUGGCAUGCUCUCGAAAGAGACGACGACGACGACGACGACGAAGCAAAGAACCCAAAAUGCGCACUGCCCGUGACUCCAUUCCUUCUCCCCCGCCGCCGACGAUCCCGUCCGACGAGCUCGUAGCCAGCGCUCCACCACCGCCAUCCUCUUCAUCAUCCUCCUCCUUCGCCUACAGCCCAAGCUUGCUCAUCAUCGCCGCGAUCCUCGCCUUCGUCAUCGCCGCCUCCGCCUCUAUCCACCUUCUCCUCCGUCUUCUCUCCCGUCCGGCUACCGCCGGCGCUUCCACCGCCUCUCCAUCCCCUCCUCUCAUCCCACUUCGCACCACCUCCACCUCCUCCUCCUCCUCUUCCACCUCCUCCUCCGCACCAGACCCAACCCCAUCAACGAAUCGAGAUCCCAAAACCCUAAUCCAAUCUCUCCCUCUCUUCACCCUCGCAUCAUCCAUGGCCUCCAUUCCCAAAUCAUCGCCGGACUGCGCCGUAUGCCUCUCUCCAUUCCGCCCCGACGACGAGCUCCGCCUCCUUCCGGCGUGUCACCACGCCUUCCACGCCGCCUGCAUCGAUGCCUGGCUUCCAUCCACCCCAUCUUGCCCUCUUUGCCGAGCCGCCGUCGUCGUCGUCCCACCUCCCCCUCCUUCCGAUCCCCAACGACCCCCGAGCUUCCGGAUCGAGAUCGGCAGCGUGAGUCGCCGGCGAGGAGGAUCCUCUCUCGACUCCUCCGACCCUUCCGCUCCUCCUCACGCGAGAUCCUACUCCAUCGGCUCCUCCUUCGAGUACCUCGUCGACGAGGAAGUGGAGGCAGUGGUGGCUCGAGUUCGUCGGACCAAGGAGUCGUCCGGCGCCAGCGAAGGUCCGGCGGCGCCAGGGGAGGAGGUGGCUGGGGAGGCUGGGGGAACUGGAAGAGGCUGGCUCCGAGACUACGUCGACAGGCUAACCUCAUCAGCGUCGUCAUCGUUCUCAUCGCUCCGGUUCUCCAGCCGCCGCUUCGACGGCUCCGGCGCCGGCGCCGGAGCACGGCGAGAGAGCUGGGACUUGGACGCUGGGGACGAUGGCAGUUACUACUACUCAUCGUUCUACAAAUGGCUUGUAGGGGCAACAUCGUAAAUACACCCCCCAAAUUACUGUAAAAAAGGACAAGAAACUCGAUGAAUUUUACCCGACAUGCCAUCAAGUAUGAUCGGACGGCUCAUUUUGCAUCCCGGAAGGUGCGGGAAUAUUAAAGCAUGAUUAAGUGAAUGAGUAAAUGAGAUCGGUUUCGCGGUUUCCCGAGAGAUUUUUACUGCGUCUUAAAGUGGACCCAAGAUAUUAUAAUGGUUUUUAUAGUUUU
Molecule: messenger RNA, 1329 nt
Organism: Dioscorea cayenensis subsp. rotundata (Guinea yam)
Lineage: Eukaryota; Viridiplantae; Streptophyta; Magnoliopsida; Dioscoreales; Dioscoreaceae
Product: E3 ubiquitin-protein ligase ATL4-like
Source: RefSeq, a predicted model, not a curated record